Jaminaea rosea is the source of this 3324-nucleotide messenger RNA. RefSeq names its product putative arginine-specific carbamoyl-phosphate synthetase, ammonia chain. The transcript has 8 exons. The coding region runs from base 1 to 3324 and encodes 1107 amino acids. Gene Ontology annotation, molecular function: metal ion binding; ATP binding; dihydroorotase activity. Gene Ontology annotation, biological process: 'de novo' pyrimidine nucleobase biosynthetic process; UTP biosynthetic process; L-citrulline biosynthetic process. Gene Ontology annotation, cellular component: cytosol; cytoplasm. The record is from RefSeq and is a predicted model, not a curated record. Lineage: Eukaryota; Fungi; Basidiomycota; Exobasidiomycetes; Microstromatales.
AUGGCCGAGUGGGCAAAGUACCUGCCAAAGGUUGAGCGAGCCGGAGUCAAAAAGGUCCUCCUCGUUGGCUCUGGUGGGCUGAGUAUCGGGCAAGCAGGAGAGUUCGACUAUAGUGGUAGUCAGGCUAUCAAGGCGCUGAGGGAAAGCGGCAUCGAGACAAUUCUCAUCAACCCGAAUAUCGCAACGAUUCAGACUAGUCACCACCUCGCAUCUCAAAUCUACUUCCUUCCCAUCUCACCUGACUACGUUGCCUACGUCCUCGAGAAGGAGCGCCCGGAUGGUGUCCUCCUGACAUUCGGUGGACAAUCCGCUCUUAACGUAGGCGUCAAGCUCGACGAGAUGGGCGUCUUUGAGCGUCUCGGCGUCAAGGUCCUCGGCUCUCAACCAGACGUCCUCCGCAUGUGCGAGGACCGCGACCUCUUCGUGCAGGCCCUCGACCAGAUUAACAUCCCCGUCGCCAAGUCAGAGGCCGUCUCCUCUGUCCCGGCAGCUCUCAAGGCAGCAAAGGAGAUUGGAUACCCGGUCAUUGUGCGAGCUGCGUACGCGCUUGGUGGGCUGGGUUCGGGUUUCGCCGAGGAUGAGGAUGAGCUGCGCGACCUCAGUGCUCGCUCGCUCAGUUUGAGCCCGCAGAUCUUGGUUGAGAAGAGCUUGAAGGGAUGGAAGGAGAGCGAGUACGAGGUGCUGCGUGACCAGGAGGACAACGCCCUCAUCUGCUGCAACAUGGAGAAUUUCGACCCGCUUGGCAUUCACACUGGAGAUUCAAUCGUCGUGGCCCCAUCUCAAACCCUGUCAGACGACAACUACCACAUGCUCCGCUCUGCCGCGCUCAAGGUCAUCCGACAUCUGGGAAUCGUAGGCGAGUGCAACAUUCAGUACGCUCUGGACCCCAACUCGCGAGACUACCGCGUCAUCGAGGUCAACCCGCGUCUCUCUCGCUCUUCUGCGCUCGCGUCCAAGGCGACGGGAUACCCGCUUGCUUAUACGGCUGCCAAGCUCGCCCUGGGCCACACCCUGCCUGAGCUGCCCAACGCAGUAACCAAGACGACGACCGCCUGCUUCGAGCCGGCAUUGGACUACAUUGUCACAAAGAUCCCCAAGUGGGACCUUUCCAAGUUCCAACACGUCAACCGCGAGGUCGGCUCGUCGAUGAAGUCCGUAGGAGAGGUCAUGGCUAUUGGCCGCACAUUCGAGGAGUCUCUGCAAAAGGCCAUUCGCCAAGUCGCGCCCAACUAUGAUGGCUUUGAGGCGUACCACGCCCCCGCCGACCUUGACCGUGCCUUGUCUGUCCCUGAAGACACGCGCUUGUUCGCAAUUGCCCACGCCAUGCUCAACGAGGGCUACGACGUGGAGCGCCUCCACGACCUGACGAAGAUCGACCGUUUCUUCCUUUACAAGUUGGACAACAUCGUCCAGAUUCAUAGGCAGCUCAAGGAGCUUGGAUCCCUCUCCGCCGUUGACAAGGAGCUGAUGCUCUUGGCCAAGCAGCGAGGAUUCUCCGACAAGCAGAUGGCCAACCUCCUCUCCGCUGGCGGCAGCGCUGUGAAGGAGGCCGACGUGCGAAAGCACCGCAAGGCACUGGGAAUCACGCCCUUCGUCAAGAGGAUCGACACCGUUGCUGGAGAGUACCCAGCGCACACCAACUACCUCUUCACGACGUACAAUGCAAGCUCGCAUGACGUUGAGUUCGAUGAGCACGGGACUAUGGUGCUGGGCUCGGGCGUCUACCGAAUUGGCUCUUCGGUCGAGUUCGAUUGGUGCGCCGUCACCUGCGCUCGCAAAGUCCGCGAGAUGGGACACAGGACGAUUAUGAUCAACUACAACCCUGAGACCGUCUCGACCGACUUCGACGAGGCAGACCGCCUGUACUUCGAGGAGCUCUCGUUCGAGCGCGUCAUGGACAUCUACGAGAUGGAGGGUAGCGAAGGUGUCGUCGUCUCCGUCGGUGGCCAACUCCCGCAGAACAUCGCUCUCCGCCUCAAGGACACUGGCGUCAACGUGCUGGGCACCGACCCCAAGAUGAUUGACAAUGCCGAAGACAGGCACAAGUUCUCGGGUAUCCUCGACUCGAUUGGAGUUGACCAGCCUGAGUGGACCGAGGCGACCUCUGUAGCCAAGGCUAAGGAGUUUGCAAACAAGGUCAGCUACCCCGUCCUUGUUCGACCGUCCUACGUGCUGUCGGGAGCGGCGAUGAACGUCAUCUGGGACGAGUCGACGCUCGAGAACCAUUUGACUGCAGCGGCCGAGGUCAACACGGAUUACCCAGUCGUCAUCACCAAGUUCAUCGACAAUGCCCAAGAGAUCGACAUUGACGCAGUAGCACACAAGGGCGAGCUGCUGAUCCACGCCGUCUCCGAGCACGUGGAGAACGCCGGUGUCCACUCUGGUGACGCAACGCUUGUCCUGCCCCCCUUCAGUCUGGACCCCAACGACAUGGCUCGCCUCAAGACGAUUGCUCAGAAGGUUGCAAAGGCGUUUGAGAUCAGUGGGCCGUUUAACAUGCAGGUCAUUAGGAAGCCGGCGGGCGAGGGAGAGCACGAGGCAGCUCUGAAGGUCAUUGAGUGCAACCUGCGAGCGUCGAGGUCCUUCCCCUUCGUCUCCAAGGUGCUGGGUGUCAACUUCAUCGACAUUGCCACGGCAGCAAUUGUAGGCGAGCAAGUCCCCGCGCCGGUAGACCCCAUGGCUCAACAGCGCGACUACGUGGCCAUCAAGGUGCCUCAGUUCUCGUGGACUCGAUUGGCAGGCGCUGACCCCUUCCUUGGAGUAGAGAUGGCCUCUACCGGCGAAAUCGCUUCUUUCGGCUGUGACGUCGCCGAAGCCUACUGGGCUGCCAUGUGCUCUCAAACAGGCUUUCGCGUCCCCGAGCCUCGCAAGGGCGUCCUCCUCGGUGGCGACGUCAACAAGCCCGAGCUCGCACAGGUGGCUCGCCGCCUGUCCGACCUUGAGUUCAAGAUCCUCGUUACCGACUCUGGAGUGCAAGAGCACCUCAAGGAGGCUGCGGGCGUGAAGAGCACCAAGAUCUCGUUCCCUGUCAAGGACAAGCGCAAGCUCCGUGAGGUCUUCGAUGAGUGGGAUGUGCAAUUCGUGGUCAACCUGGCCAAGAGCCGCGCGCCCAACUUGCUCGACCAGGACUAUGUGGCUCGUCGCAAUGCCGUGGACUUUGGCCUGCCGCUGAUCAACAAUGGUCCCUGUGCGCUGCUGUGGUGUGAGGCGUUGGAGUACAAGAUGAAGCAGCCGGGAAGUGGCGGAUUGAGUGGAUGGGAGGAGGGCAAGCUGCCGCCAGAGGUCAAGAGCUGGAGGGAGUGGGUGCCGGAGAGCACGGCGUAG